AUGGCUUAUAGUAUCAAAGUCGAGUAUACCAGCGCAUGGCAGCAGACGCCUGCAGAGGCGGCACUGGCUCUGGCUCACCAAGAGCGAGAAUCUCCGUUUCCAUUUCCAUAUGCGCAAACUCAGACCCAGACAAACAAGACAUCAAGGCCCAAAUCCAAAUCGAGAUCCGCCUCCCGGCCCAGAGACCUGCUAGAUGACGGCGUGGUGGUACCGGACUUCAUCAAGCCGCUGUCCAACAAGGUCGGCGAGGACGACAGAGACUAUCUCAUCGCAAAAGGCGUCUUCCAGCUCCCCACGGCCGAAUUCCAAUCCAUCAUCUUACAGCGCUAUGCCGAGUAUGUCCACCCGCUGCUUCCACUCCUCGACCUUUCGGAGGUGUUGGACACCGUCAGCGCCGCUGGCGGACAGGUAGACAACAAGGAGAAGCAGGUUUCCCUCCUUCUAUACUGGUCCAUCCUAUGCGCCGGCCUCGCCGCGACCGAGCGACAAGUCAUUCUGAACCACGGCUACGGGUCCAAAGCCGAAGUGAGGUAUUCCUUUUACAAAAAGGCAAAGAUCCUGUUUGAUUUGGAGUCUGAACUCGAUCGCAUCGUCCUGUGCCAGUCGGCCGUGCUCCUAGUGAGUUGGUCUCAGGAUGAUCAUCGGAUGGACUUGGUGCAUUGGAUCGGCGUCGCCAUCAGCCAGGCAUAUUCGCUCAAGCUGCAUCGCGAGGAACACAACGCCAGAGCCGAUGCGAGUGCGGUCGACCACCUCCGCCGAAGGAUCUGGUGGAGCGUCGUGAUGAAAGAGUGCGACGUCUCCCUCGCCAUGGGAUACGCGCCACGAAUCCACCUGGCGAACGUCAGGAUGCUGAACAUGCAGGAUUUCAGGGAUGAAGACGACGCCCACCUCCUCAAAGUCCCCGGCGUGUGCUCGUUGUCACAGAUCACGCGGCAGCAUCGAGCUCUCUCUCUCGAUUUUCUGCAGCCGAUAUGCGUUCACAAGGCGAAACUGGCCGCGUGCGUGACCAGGAUCUUCGACGCCGUCCAAGCCAACAGCUCGGUCUCGUCAACUGACGCCUUCGCCCGCAGUGCACUGGCUUGGCAGCUCGACGCUGAACUGCGGGAAUGGCGAUCGGGACUGCCUCGGGCAUUGACCCGCUUGAACACCCGCACGUCGUUGACGAUGAGCAAGACCGACAAAACGCUGGCACUUCACUGGGCGACAGUGGAACUGGUAUAUUGGACCGCGAGGAUCACUUUGCACAAGUCCGCGGCGUCCGAGUCGGAAACACACCUCCAUGCUGCCAGGACUGCAGCGAGAGAGAUCACCGGCAUAUGCAGGGCGCUGCUGGGGAGUGGAAUGGAGCAGCACGUCCCGACCGUGGGCGUCGUGGCCGUGCUGGCAGCCUUCUCCGUCCACCUCCGCUGCAGUCGCUCAGAACGAGACAGUGAACGGUCCAGUGCGAUCGAAGAGCUCAAGACGUGUGUCCGCUUCGUCAACGGCCUCCGGGACCUGAACUAUACGGCUCAGAAUGUCUCCAGGAUGAUCGAAGACGCGACUCGCGAAGCUGAGCUCAGGCUUGGGCUUAGUUCGUCGACGGCGGCAAUGUCCAGGAUCGAUCCACGCCCAGAGAGUCCAGCCCAUGCAUCUAUCAUCUCAAUCUCGCGUGGCGACCAGGCAGACGCAGCCUCAUACGCCCUGCUCCCACUAGAGCAGGGGGGCGGGGAUGGUGACCAAGACCCAGCCUUGCCAGGAAAUAUGUCCCACCUCGACCACGAUGACAUUGGGCAGAUCGCACAAGCCACAGUUAUCGGGGCUGCAGGUUUUUAUGGCCCCGAAGACAACCUUGUAGGCGAUGAUGGCACGUCGAGAGUAGGACCGUGGGGUCCGGCUUUCUUUGAACCCGCUGCUCUGAUCGAGAUGGAGAUGGACGCGCCCUUUGAAACCUUCGGCGUUGAAGCUUGA
This is a messenger RNA of Fonsecaea pedrosoi CBS 271.37, 1947 nucleotides long. RefSeq lists its product as uncharacterized. Gene Ontology annotation, molecular function: DNA binding; zinc ion binding. The record is from RefSeq and is a predicted model, not a curated record. Bases 1 to 1947 code for a protein of 648 amino acids. The transcript has 2 exons. Gene Ontology annotation, biological process: DNA-templated transcription. Lineage: Eukaryota; Fungi; Ascomycota; Eurotiomycetes; Chaetothyriales; Herpotrichiellaceae.